AUGGAGAUUCUAAAGGACCUGCAUACCUCUAUUGUAGAGGCGUGCGAGGUGUCCAUUAGGAAUGCUCAACAAGAACUCCAGUCUCAACUUGCUGCUCGGGAGGCUCGGGUCAAGGAAGCCGAGGCGAACGCAUCAAUUGCCCUCGAGGCUCAGCGGGCUGCCGAGCAAAGGGUCGAAGAGCUUCAGCGUGAAGUAACCGCACUGCGGAAUGAGCUGAUCACCCACAACGCCGAUCCGAAGGAGCUUGAAUCGCCCAUCGAAACAAGCAACCUCGAAAGAGAAUUCGCACCCAAGAACAUUUGGAGGACCGAUCUAUUGGAGGCAGACCAGCUACAUGACAUCCUCAAAGACAAAUACACGACACUCUAUACCGAUCUGCAAGCAUUUAGCCGGAGCUGGAGCGGUCUCAAAUCAAAGCUACUUCAGCAUAAAAAGAAGCUUCAGCUUUGGGAUAAACAAUUGAACAAGGAUUCAUUCACGAUCCUACUGGACAAAGGUCCAGUCACAUUCCAGAGGGUGCUUGACACAGAUGCGACUGUGAGAAACCACCGGAAGUCACAAACUCCAAAUAUCAGGACCCAAAUACCCUCCGUAGCUCAAGUCUCAGGACUUGUCUCCAACAAUGGCACGCCUCCUCGGAACUUGCCAAAUCGGACGGAUGCAAACCCGCGCAUCAAAAUCGAAGAAAGCAGCCAACAGAUAACUGCUCCUACUCAACCUGUGGCGACAGCUACGCAAAAUACCUCUGCUAGUGGUGAUAUUCUCUCGUCGGAAUCCGGUUCAGACGUACUCUAUCCUCUGCCCAAUAUAGAGACGAAAAAGAGGAAGAGGGUCCUUCCAUCCGCUCAAGCAGAGCCUAGGCAAGGCGCCCCUGAACGGCCUGUACUUGUCAAGGCCGAGACGAUGUCAUCAAGUCCAAUGCACCAAGCAGCAACUCUUGGCUUCGGUGGGCAUUUCCCGAGCACCCAAGAUCUAGAUGAAAUUGGUGGUACCGUGCCGACACCCACGAAGCGACAUGCUCACCGAGAGGUUCAUUGGGAAGAUGAAGGGGAAGCAUCAACUUCCAACACACAGAAUGUUAUUCCAGAUCGCGAACCCCAACAUCAUACUGUACUGCAAUCAGUUGAUGGUAAUAUUCGAUCACCUAGAUGCUGGGGGAAGGGACCCGAAUUGAAAAAACGGGGAGAUUCAAGCGUACGGGCUCUUCUCAUGGCAGAGGAUGGAGAACGGGGUGAUGACCAGGAUCGCUCUCAAAAGAAGCGCGCAAGGAGCGCGGCGGUCAUCCAGCACGAGACACCCAGGGCCAAAGCGGAUGGAGUAAUCACUCGAGAUCGCCUGCAGGGCCUUCUAGAAGGGGCAUUGCCUUCUAAAUCGCCCCUUCGUUCUCCCCGAGAGGUUUCAGGCCGCAUCCAGAGCGGUGGAACUUCCAAUACCCGUCAAAAGAGUAGGACUACGAAGUCUGCAUCUCCGUAUCUGCACUCAGAACCAGUCGACCAACCUUCUCAAAUGGGUCCGGAGGUACAGCCGGAUGAAGAACCAUACCGAUCCCGACCUCUGCAUCGCCUGAAUCUAGGCCAUUUCAAAAUCAAUCCAGCCAGGAACCAAGGCCUCGAUUAUGCCUACGAUACAGUCGUCCGUAAGAAGGAUGACCGAAAGUGCAUGUCAGGCUGUACCCGUCCUGGCUGCUGUGGAGACCGGUUCCGUGCAAUGGCUCGCAUGGGAGUCCAGGGCACAAAUGCCUCCGCAGAACAGCAGGAGGAGGAUCAGCGGAUUCUCGAAGAGUACGUAGGCGAGGACCGGCAUUUACUCGAGGGGAUGAGUGACAAGGAUCGCGAGAAUCUACUUGUUGAGGCUCGGGCACGAGCCCUUGCCAACCAGUAUGGAAGGCAUCGGCAUACUCACCAAAGAGCUAGGAGUCCCCCAGGAUUCUGGCGAACUGAGAUGCCUUCUACCCAGGAGAUCGAGGCAGACCGAGAAGCUGCUCGGAAAUUAGAGCGAGAGAAGGUCGAAGAGCGGUACCGAGAGGCAAUGCGACCUGGAGGGCUCUGGACCUGGGCUGAUGAGUGA
This is a messenger RNA of Penicillium cataractarum, 2067 nucleotides long. RefSeq names its product SAE2 C-terminal domain-containing protein. Gene Ontology annotation, cellular component: site of double-strand break. NCBI's taxonomy places the organism in Eukaryota, Fungi, Ascomycota, Eurotiomycetes, Eurotiales, Aspergillaceae. Bases 1 to 2067 code for a protein of 688 amino acids. The record is from RefSeq and is a predicted model, not a curated record. The transcript has a single exon. Gene Ontology annotation, molecular function: damaged DNA binding; Y-form DNA binding; flap-structured DNA binding. Gene Ontology annotation, biological process: double-strand break repair via homologous recombination; DNA double-strand break processing involved in repair via single-strand annealing.